GGGGAAAUAGAGAGAAAAAAUCGGAAAAUUUUCAAAUUUCAAAACCUAAGGAAAACUGGACAAACUUAAGAUAAAUGAUUGAUUAUAUUUUGAAGAAAAAAAGAGCUAUGCGAAAUUGAAAAUGAUUAGCCGGGCUUGUUGGGCCCAUAGUAUCGUUAGCCCAUUUAUCCUUUUCUCGGUGAACUUUUUCCCGCCAAAAGAAAUUGGGGAAAAGGGCUUUUUUACCGCCGUGAGAAUAAGAGAAGGGUUUUCUCCGACGUCGGCCUCUUUGACGGAGUGGGCUCCUUAAUCUUCUUUCUGUUUCCUUAUCCGGCGAAACUCACCGCAGGAGAUUACCCUGAUCAAGCUGAUAUCAUAAUGAAGGAGCCACGCGAAGCUAAAGCUGUGAUGGAAAAGACUAGCCCUGACGGUGCUCCAGAACAGUUUCCAUUUCAUCACAACCAGACGUCUGUUCCUACAAACACUGGUGAGAAGAGAAAGAGGGAAGGAUUAUUUGGAAAAGAAAGAGAAUCUGGAAACAGCAGCGAGAAUGAAGAAGUUAUUAUAGUUGGUGACACUAAGGCUUUUAAAGAUUUUGGUUUUGUUGGAGGAGAGCUGUCUCAGAGGUCUGUGUUUAGCAAGCGACAGGCUUUCGAUUUACAAAGCAACAGAAAUCUUAAAGGGUCUUUGGCAAAGGAAGAAGCAGGAGAAGAACCAGAAAGAGCAAGACAAGAUUCAACUUUUAAUGACUUUGGUAAGCUGAUUGAAGAAAGUAAAUUUGCAGUUGGACAGACAUGGGCUCUUUAUGAUACUGAAGGGAUGCCUAGAUUGUAUGCUCAGAUCAGAAAAGUUUCAAUCUCGAGUUUCUGUCUUAGUGUCACAUGGCUUGAGCCUGAUCCAGAUGAAGAGGAAGAAAUACAAAAAGAUUUGCCUGUUUCUAUUGGUAGGUUCAGACUUGGGGAAAACGAGGAUAUAAAUGAUCGCGGAAGGUUCUCUCAUGUGGUUCAUUGCAAUGAAGGAAGAAGCGCAGGUAAAUUCAGUAUAUACCCAAGGGAAGGAGAGACAUGGGCUGUCUUCAAGGGGCGCUACAAGUCUUUGUACCAGAACUGGGACAUAGAUUGGUCAGCUGAUCCCGAUUCUCACUGUAAAUAUAACUAUGCAUUUGUCGAAAUCUUGUCAGAAUACGAUGGUGGAUCUAGUGCACCUGUUGGAUUCCUGCAUAAAGCAAGAGGUUUUCCCAGUGUGUUUUGUCGCUUUACUGAGGAAAUUGUUAAAUCUUGCAUUCGUCAUACAAAGCAAUUCUCCCACCGUGUUCCAUCAUUCAAGAUGACGGGACUUGAGGCAGAAGGUGUGCCAAGAGGUGCUUAUGAACUGGAUCCCAAGUCACUACCGGAAAAUAUCAAAGAGAUUGAUGUCCCUCUACAUCUACUAACAGAGCUUACAGUGUCAAACUCUGAGAACAACGACAAAAAUUCGCAGUGCGUGCACUUUGCUAGUACGGGAAGGACUUUUGAAACUGGCCAAGUCUGGUCAUUUUGCAGUGGUGACGAUAACUUGCCCCGGUACUAUGGCAAGAUUCAGAAGAUCACAUUUAUUCAGGCAUUUGAGCAGGAUCCUGUAAUGAAAUUGCAUAUAGGUCGGCUAAAGGCUAGACCUAUCAAAGGCGUCAUCCAGUGGGUUGACAAGGAAAUGCCCAUAGGCUGUGGAAAUUUCCGAGCGAGAAAAGUUCUUGAAAUAUUCACUGAUCUUGAUGUGUUUUCCCGUCAGAUAAGCCCAGACUCCUCUGGAGAUGGAGAUGAUUACAGCAUCAUGCCCAAGACUGGUGAUGUCUGGGCAAUAUACAGAAACUGGAGUAAUGACAUUGAAGUCGUUGAUCUGCAAUCCCGGACUUAUGAUCUUGUGGAAGUUCUUGAUGAUAAAUUGGACUACAAUGUUUUGCUGUUGGCUCCUGAGGGUGGCUUUAAAUUUGCGGAUUCUGCAGGUUUUGUUGGUUCGGUGUAUAUGGCUGCAACGGAGCAUUGGAUUGAUGGCGCUGAUGUGAGAUUCACAAUUGCGAAAUCUGAACUGCUCAGAUUCUCGCAUCAAGUUCCUACUUCAAGAGUAACAAAAGAGAUACAUGGAGCUUUGCAAGAAGUUUAUGAACCUAAUAUCAAGGCAUUGCCUGCUAACUUGAUUCUCUGACUCUGGAGCUGAAACAACACCGUGGAUCAACGAAUAGGGAGAGAAAGAUGACGGUUUUUUGCUUUUUUGGUCAAAAGGGUGCUUGUGGUUUAGAUUAAGAUAUUUCCUGAACUUUCUCUAUGUUU
Molecule: messenger RNA, 2285 nt
Organism: Eutrema salsugineum
Lineage: Eukaryota; Viridiplantae; Streptophyta; Magnoliopsida; Brassicales; Brassicaceae
Exons: 2
Coding region: 358-2160 (600 amino acids)
Source: RefSeq, a predicted model, not a curated record